GCCGGCCGGGCGGGCGGAUGGCGGCGGGGCCGUGAUGCUGCGCUGGUUCGUGGCCCUGCUCAGCCCCUGCUUCGCCACCAAGGCCGGCUCCAUGUUCUACGCGGUGCGCUCGGGCCGCCGCACCGGCGUCUACCGCACCUGGGCGGAAUGCCAGGAGCAGGUGAACAAGUUCCCCUCCGCCAGCUUCAAGAAGUUCGCCAGCGAGAAGGACGCCUGGGCCUUCGUACGCGGCGGGCCCUCGGGGCAGCAGCAGCCCCAGCCCGAGCUGGCAGGUGCACUUUGUCUUCCGGCUGUAACACAGGAAAAUGGUAGCCAGAGAGAGGAACUAAAAUCCUUGUGUUGCACUACGUGCAAAAGGCCAUAUGAGCAGUCUACAAAUGAAGAACAGGUUGCUAAGCGUGUAAAACAUGAUGAAUUAUUCUCAACAUACUCAACACCAACAGUCAGUGAAGAUAAAUUUUCAUAUAUGGGUGACUUUGUAGUUGUUUAUACAGAUGGUUGUUGCUCAGGUAAUGGACGUAAUAGGGCACGUGCUGGAAUAGGUGUCUACUGGGGACCAGGCCACCCUUUAAAUACCAGUGAAAGACUUCCUGGACGGCAGACUAAUCAAAGAGCAGAAAUACAUGCAGCCUGCAAAGCGAUAGAGCAAGCCAAGAGUCAAAACAUCAAGAAACUGAUCAUCUACACUGAUAGCAAGUUCACUAUUAACGGUAUUACAAGUUGGGUUGACAACUGGAAGACAAAUGGCUGGAGAACAAGUUCAGGAGGAAGUGUAAUAAAUAAAGAAGAUUUUGAAAGACUUGAUAAGCUAUCAAAAGACAUAGAAAUUCAGUGGAUGCAUAUUCCUGGCCAUGCUGGCUUCCAAGGAAAUGAAGAAGCUGAUAGACUAGCAAGAGAAGGAGCUUGUAAACAAAAGUGCUGAUGUACUGGGACUAGAGACUGUUGCAGUGGGAGGAAGAGGCCUAACAUGACAGCAGCAGCUUGAGCUGCUGUAAUUGUUUCAGAAUUGAACUUUGAACUGUACUUUAUUCUGGCCUGAAGCACUAAAUAUAUACCAACUUCUGGGAAGAAAAACAUGCAUUUCCUUCUAUUGCAUUUGUUUUACAAUUGAGACAAUAUUUAAUUGAUAUUGCAUAUUUGGGUUUAUUUCAUUUUAUGGAAAGGGCUGUGGGGUCAACGUUCUUGUAGACUUACGAAUUCACCAUGAAGACAGACUUCUAAAGGAGUAAUAUUAAAUAGAAGUGUUCUGUAUUUUUCUCUUAGCAAAAUAAAUUAUUUUUUUGUACAGACAUAUAUAUUGCAGCCCAAAAUAGCUGGGGGCAGGGGGACUUUGGUUGAUUUGGUAAGAGGUUACCUAACACAGCGAUGUCCACUGAUCCACUUUGGCAUUCUGGUGUGGCAGCAUCUGCCUCACAGAUGGGCUUGUAACGCUCACCUUUGUGUGCCUCACAGUAACAUCUGUUACAGCACCUGUAGAUUUCUUUGUCAUGUUACUUUGCAAGAUAGAAUGAACAAAGUAAAAAGCCAGGUCACAAGAAAACUUGGACAAUGAAUUUUUACUGUUCUCCUCUCUCUACCUGCUUCAUGUCCAAGCUCUUUGUCUCUGGCUUCCUGUUUCCAUUAAGUAGGUUUUUUUAUGCAUACUGGUUCUUAUUAGCAUUGUUAGUUCCUCUUCAGUGUUGUUCCAAAGGUCAUUUUAUCUGAAAUAGAACUAGAAGAUGAUCAGCUUCUCCAGAUCUACCAGAUGUCAAGUGUUUGACUUCAUUUUUUCCAGAAAAUGCUGAGAUUAAUGGAAUGGCUAAUAUGCACUUGAACGGGAGAGUCAUUACCAGUAAUCAAUAUAGUUUUCUUUUUUGUGCAAGUGUAGAAGGAAGAGCAAACAGGUUUGGUGUGUUAUUUGGGUCAACUUCUCUGUACGGUACCUUUGUACCAUUAAAUAGUAGGGCUUAAAGCUUGAA
Molecule: messenger RNA, 1958 nt
Organism: Pipra filicauda (Wire-tailed manakin)
Lineage: Eukaryota; Metazoa; Chordata; Aves; Passeriformes; Pipridae
Gene: RNASEH1
Product: ribonuclease H1
Exons: 8
Coding region: 35-922 (295 amino acids)
Biological process (GO): DNA replication, removal of RNA primer
Molecular function (GO): magnesium ion binding; nucleic acid binding; RNA-DNA hybrid ribonuclease activity
Source: RefSeq, a predicted model, not a curated record